Messenger RNA from Miscanthus lutarioriparius, 468 nucleotides. The record is from the annotation of a GenBank genome assembly. NCBI's taxonomy places the organism in Eukaryota, Viridiplantae, Streptophyta, Magnoliopsida, Poales, Poaceae.
AUGGACGGCGGCGACGUCGCGACGGGGGGCGGCCGGGGCACCAGCAUCCACAUCAUGGCGCUGGACGGCAUCGUGAACGUGAACUCGCUCUUCACCCUGGCCGCGUUCCUGGGCCUGGCGUGGCGGCCGUCCUCCGAUGGGCCCGGGCUCGCGGACGGCGCCGACCCGCGCACGGGGAACCCCUGCGCCGCGGGGGACCGCGCCGAGUCCGACCUCGUCUCCUUCCACGUCCUCGCCUUCGCCUGCUUCCUCUUCUCCAGCCUCGUCGCGCUCUGCCUCAAGCCCUGUCCGCACCUACCCCCACCACCGCGGCCGCGCCUCCGCCGUCGGCCGGACCGCGCGGAUCAACCGCGUCGCGAUCCUCGCGCCCGCCGUGGGCUCCGUCGCGGGGUGCGGCUUCCUGAUGAUGGCGCUCAUCAACGUGGUGCAGACGCACCUGCGCUUGAAAACUCUGCAAUCCCAACUUGA